AUGGAUGAUGUAUUUAAUCUACGUUCAUUUGUUGGAAAUCAAGUAGAAAAACUCUCUACGCCAACAAAUGUCAUCGUUGAUAAAUUUCGGCAAACAGUUGACAAUUUUAAAUUUCCAUUCAUUUUAUCAACAAACACUGAUCGAGACACGUUACAAAUGCCAACAAACGAUGCAAUACAUAACAUUUAUCCAUCCGAAUCACUCUCGACGUCAUCAACAUCAUCAAUAAUUAGUAGUCAUCAUGUGUUAAAUUCACGAUGGACUCAAAUAACCUUACCGGACUCCAUGUCGAAUAUGACACUUGCUAGUGAACAGCAAACAUAUCGUCAUGCAACUUUGAAACGCCAUGUUUCAGAAUCGAACAAAUCCGACGAAGCAAAUCUCUCUCGACCAAUCUUUCAUGACAAUCCACCAAUUGAUGUUAGUUGUUUACUAAACAAAAGCAAUCCUUCACAAACAACGCACACCGAUCGAUCUCGUUCCUUAAUUCGACAGUCAACAGAUGCCACAUGUACAUAUCCUAUUCGCCGUGCCAUGCGUCGUAUGGAAUCGGUUGAAAUUCCUGGCUUAAACGGAGUUAAAUCGAUUCGUUACAUAACCGAUGAUCUCGGCAAAUUAGAACCUGAUCUUUAUAAAAAGCAAAUCUCGUCCAAUGAUUCUUCCAACGAAACUGGUGAACUGACAUUUACACUUUUCUACAAUCAAACACUAUCAUCAUUAAUAGUCACAAUUCUUUCCAUUGAUAAAUUGCCAUACCGAAAUUUGAAUUCGAAAACUUUACCAAAUCCAUUCAUCAAACUAACAUUGCUGCCUGAUCGUCGAAAAAAGUUUCAAACUAAACUCUACAAACAUACACGCUCCAAACAAUUCAAUGAAACAUUUCCUAUACCAAUUGCUUUCGAUGAUUUACUAAAACGCAUACUACUCUUCUCCGUUUACGACUUUCGUCGUUCAUCGAAACGUAAUCUUAUUGGUACAAUCAAAAUCGAAGAUAUCUAUUCUAUACCAAAUCUCACAUCGUAUGACGUCACAUUUACAAAACAUAUCAUGCUUGGCAUGGAGAGCGAUCCUGAUCUUGGUGAAUUAACAGUUUCCUUAUGUUAUUUACCCAACGCGAAACGUGUUACAGUGACAAUUGUUAAGGCUACUUCGUUAAAGCCGAUGGAUAUAACUGGCAAAUCUGAUCCGUAUGUGAAAGUCAUUCUCCUGAUCAAUGGUAAAAAAGUUCGCAAGAAGAAAACAUCUGUUCUAUCAAAUACGCUCAACCCAAUAUACAAUGAAAGUUUAGAAUUUGAUUUACGUAAUGAAGAACUGGAAUAUGCAGAUUUGAUAUUUAAAGUGAUUGACUAUGAUCGCGUUGGUUUGAACGAACUGAUCGGAUGUAUAGGUAUUGGUGUCAAUUUUAACGGACUACAACGUCAUCAUUGGUAUCAAAUGCUAGAAUAUCCACGUGUACCAAUUACUCAAAGUUAUAAUCUGCGUGACACAGUGCCGAGUCUAUUGUAUACAAAGUCCAAAAUCAACCAACAGAAAAAAUAA
This is a messenger RNA of Adineta ricciae, 1539 nucleotides long. The record is from the annotation of a GenBank genome assembly. NCBI's taxonomy places the organism in Eukaryota, Metazoa, Rotifera, Eurotatoria, Adinetida, Adinetidae.